This is a messenger RNA of Juglans microcarpa x Juglans regia, 789 nucleotides long. RefSeq lists its product as uncharacterized. Bases 102 to 617 code for a protein of 171 amino acids. The transcript has 2 exons. Lineage: Eukaryota; Viridiplantae; Streptophyta; Magnoliopsida; Fagales; Juglandaceae. The record is from RefSeq and is a predicted model, not a curated record.
UACAAACGGACAAGACAAGGACCUGAGUGUUCAUCCCUCUGUGCAGGUUUUAUCUUUCCAAGUGUUGUUUAAGUGGCUGUGGUUGCAUUUCCAACAUUCAAAUGCUUUCUCUGCGAAUUCUCUCAUUUCUCAACAAGCCACCAUUGUCACCUCCACCAGUAUCUCUCCCCAACAAGCCCAUUAAUGCAUUCAUCUCUCAAUCCUUGACAUAUGGUGAUGAUGUUGCGUUUAAGAAAGGAAGAGCACACCCAUCUUCUUUUUCAUCCUAUAUCGUUCGUGCAGUGGAGAAAGAUUCACACCAGUUUGAGGUAGACCCAGAUAAGGCUAGAGAAGCCCUCCAAGAGCUUGACCAGCAGCUUCAAUCCUUCUCCGAGAAAAAAAUCACCCUUCCAAAGAUAAGGGCUUCAGAUGUGAAAUUUACUAAAGAGCAAAUGACUGAUGAAGAAGAAUUUUCAGAUUCUUAUCUAGCAUAUUCAGCUAUUGGUCUUGUACUUUUCACCAUUUUAUAUAAUAUACUUUUUGAGACAGUAAUAAAACCAGCUGUCGAUAUGCCAUUGGUAGGACCUGCUACUACAGCAGUGACAGAAGCUUCCAAAGACCAAACAAGUAAUAAUUAAAAGCAUCAAUCAGAGCAUAGCAGUUUUGAAGCAGCUGCCACAUGAAAUUAGUACCUGAGGUUUUCAUUCAGCCAUGCAGUUUUGAUUUCCUAGAAGCAAUACUCAUAGGCAAGCUUUUGUUGAUUUGCUGUAAUUUCUUAUAACUUCCACAAGAAUUUAGUUUCUGAUGUAA